GUUGAGCCGACGAGAAGAAGAGGUUCAGUCGAGAGUAGUCGAGCCGAGUUGCAACAAGUGUCCCCCAUCCACCCACCUUUUUUUCUUGUUAUCGCCGCACUGGCCAGUUGUUUCUUGUUGCAGAAGAGCGGCCCAAAGUUCUGUUGCGAUUACAAAUCGAUCGUCCGUGUGUACAUGUGCGUGGACUAGCCUUACCAACUGAAUGACGAGUGACGAUUUAUUGAUGGAGUCGGUCCCGAUGGACCGGCUGUCCAGUUGUUCACUGGACAGCGUCAUCGGCUACUUGGAUCAACUUUUGGCAAGGAAUAAAGAAACAGUCGAUGGGGUGGUGAUGCGAUCUGCAUCUCCCACGCAGCGCGAGCCGAAGGACGAGACCGACGGUCGGAAGACGUUGAGCCCUUCAUCGGAUCGCGUUCGAUCCAAUUUCGCGGACGAAGAAGAAGAAUGCAUCCAGCGAGUGAUGGACUUGUCUUUUGCUUCCGUCUACGAAAUGCCUGCGUCAUCGAAUGUCGGCCAUUCGAUGAUGCCCGUCCGAUCGGUUAUUGGAUGUCAAAAAGUGAUGACCGUCCUCAGCGAGUCGCUCGAUCCGCCCGAAUCGUUGGACAGCGGAGUCGAAAGUAACAAAUCGGACGACGAGUGUCAGACCAAUGGCAGCCAUUCGCCCGUCGCGUGCGCCAGUUUGGGCGAUAAAGGUCGCAAUUACGCCAUCCCGUUGCAUCAACACGAUUAUCAGAAUUUGAUCAGUUGCUCGCCUUUGCAGCAGCGACGGCCGGCUCGCCGGAAUCAUUCGCUAGCUUUGUCCAACUGUCGAACGAGUCGAACCAAUCGAAACCGUCAAGAUGGUGGCCGCGAUCACAUUCCGAACGUUGGCCGUCACGACAAGAAAACGAUGAAAGAGGACAAAUUUUACGAGAUCUGUUUGGGUCAUUUGUGCUGGCAAAUGGAAGCCGGAAACAGCGCCGCCGGAACUGGACUCGGUUUUGAUCGAUGGAUCUCCAUUUUCUCGUUGCAGAAACAUCAGGACGAGUUGAUUCAACUGUCGGCCAAUCCUUCGUCUCCAUCCGCUUCGUCACCGGCCAAUCACCGCAAACACAGUCAUCAUCAACCGCAGUCUCAUCAGCCAGGUGGCAAAAGGCAAUCGCAACGUCAUCACAGCACCGGUGGCAUCAGCAGUCGUCAAGGAUCGCAAGAAAACAACAACUCUAAUAACGGAAGGAGUAGUUCGACGUCCGGCGGAUUGGGUAUCCCUUCUAGGGAGCCGUCGCUGGCCGACGCGAAUAUCAACAGCAGCAAAUCGCCGUCGUCGCCACAGCGUCAGGAGCGCAAUCCGUCGGUUGUCAGCGCUACGGCAGUCGAUGGCGGUGCCACGACGGCCAGCGGAAACGGACGCAGCAAUCCUUCGCCACCGAGCAACGCUCAGCAAACAACGGCCCCUGCCGGCCAACCGACCGGCCAAACGGGACCCAACAGCAAUCAAAUCGCCCAACUUACUUUGUCGCCCAGUGAACGCGCCAUGAUGAUGGGCAAAGUUUUGAAAACGCUCAUCAUGGCAGCGUCUUCGGCGUCGCCCGCCUCCGCCCUCAUCCGUGACCGUAAAGUACCCGGACGUGGCACCGUUCGUCACUGCCUGGUCGGCACGGAAAUGGUCGAUUGGCUGCUCGGCCUCAGUCCCGAAGUGCACAGCCGUGCCCAAGCGUCCGCCAUGUGGCAGGUCUUGCUGGACGAGCAAGUCAUCCUAGCCCUGUCGAAGGAACAUCAAUUUAAAGACAAGUUCGUCUUCUACCGAUUCCACGAAGACGCCGAGGGGCGAGGAGACGGCCCCGCUGGUCGCAAACCGAGUCAGGACGUGGUGCGCGACGCCCAACAGAAGAAGGACGAAGUGAUCUCGACGUUGACUCAACUGGCACCCGAUGCCGUCCUCAAAGCCAUCCUAAGAAAACCGACUCACGACCGGUCCCCCGACGAUUUGGAGAUCAUCUACGAAGAGUUGGUGCACAUCAGGGCCCUGUCGCAUCUGUCGACCACCGUCAAACGAGAGUUGGCCAACAUAAUCGUCUUUGAAUCACAUCCACGAGCAGAAACUGUCUUGUUUAAUCAAGGAGACGAAGGCGUGUCGUGGUACGUUAUACUCAAAGGCUCCGUUAACGUCGUCAUCCAUGGCAAGGGCGUUGUCACGACGCUGCAAGACGGCGACGAUUUCGGCCAGUUGGCGCUCAUCAACAACGCACCCAGAGCUGCGACUAUCAUCACGAGGGAAGACGGCUGUCAGUUCCUGCGCGUGGACAAGGACGAUUUUAAUCGAAUCCUGCGCGACGUCGAAGCCAACACGGUCCGGCUCAAGGAGCACGGACGUGACGUCCUCGUUUUGGAGAAGGUCAGCGCCAAUCCGAGCGCAGCUCAUCGACAUUCCGCCUCUUCACACUACAAGUAUACGGUGAUGGCGGGAAUGCCGCAAAAGAUGCUGGAACAUUUAUUGGAAACGCGUUUGGAUGCGAGGCAUUUGAGCGUCCGCGACGAGGAUAUCAUCCGACCUUAUUCGUCUGCUACGGACAUGUUCCUCGACGACUUCCUGUUGACGCACAUCAUGUUCAUGCCGACGCACCAGCUGAUCACGGAGCUGAUGAGGAACUACCGGAUCGAAUCGCCAACGCAGGACAAGGAAUUCGUCGUGGCCAGCAAAUCACGUGUCGUUAAUUUCGUCUACCAGUGGGUCACCAGCAUUCGCGAUCCAGUCUUUGACGAGACCAUCACUCAUUCUUUCUUCGAGCAAUUGCACAGCGAAGUCCACGCUGAUGCCCGGCUUUACCACACGUUAAGAGAAGAAGCUGCCAUGCUGGAUCACGUUCAAGAGCUGCUAGGAGAGUACCGUGCGGCCAGACAACAGGGUGGAUCGUUGGCGACGUUAACGUGGACGUUGCCUGCCGGAGGGCAAUCGGUCGUCCUGUUUUCCGCGGUCAACGCGGCAGCCACAGCUGCUGCAGCCGCCGGCAACAGAAAGAACAGCGGCGAAUCGAACGCGGCCAGUGCCUUUAGUGCGGAAAAGAGACGACCCAUCCGCGCUGAUGACGACAUCAUCUUCCGCGUGUACUGCGCCGACCAUACAUAUUGCACGUUGCGGCAACCCGUCAACGCCACGGCAGAGACUAUUAAACUCAACGCCGCCGACAAGUUAGGCCUACGCCACGAGGAACUUGUGUUAGCUGAAAUCAAAUCCAAUGGUGAAAAGUCCGUGAUUAGCGAUACCGAGGUUAGCAUUGCCACUUGCUUGUCCAUCAACGGACGCAUUUUUGUUUCACCCAAAGACCACCUCGACGCCAUGACGGUGCUGCCCGACCAGGAAGGACCUUCCGACGGGACAUGUAACGAGCUGGAAAUGUUUAGCACGCGAGAGUUAGCUUAUUACAUCACCCUGAUCGAUUGGGAUCUUUUCUGUUCUGUUCACGAGUAUGAGCUGCUGUAUCACGUUGCCGGAGCACAACCCUUCCGCAAGAUCAAGUCCAACCUAGAUCUAUUUUUGCGCCGUUUCAAUGAAAUCCAGUACUGGGUUGUCACGGAAAUUUGCCUGGCCAACACGUUGGGCAAAAGAGUCCAACUGUUACGCAAAUUCAUCAAAUUAGCCGCUUAUUGCAAAGAGUUCCAGAACUUGAACGCUUUCUUUGCGCUCGUCAUGGGUCUGAGUAACGUGGCCGUCAGUCGUCUGACUCAGACUUGGGAACGUCUUCCGUCCAAGUUGAGGAAAAUGUUUAACGAGUUUGACGGUUUAAUCGAACCAUCACGCAAUCACCGGGCAUACCGGAUCGCUGUGGGGAAACUCCAGCCGCCCAUUCUUCCCUUCAUGCCUUUACUUUUGAAAGAUAUGACGUUUACGCACGAGGGUAAUCGGACUCUACUCGACAGCGCCGGAUUGAUCAAUUUCGAGAAGAUGCACAUGCUGGCCCAGACGAUGCGAACUCUCCGCUACUGCCGAAGUCGGCAACUACUGCUGCAACCGCCAACUCCGCGUAGCGAACAGGAAGUCCGCAACUACAUUCGUAAUUUGAGGGUCAUCGAUAAUCAGCGCAUCUUGACCGGCCUCUCACAGCGACUCGAGCCGAAACGGGCCUGAAUUCUUUUGAAAGCAUAUCACCACGCAGCCUACUAUUAUUUACCAAAUAGUCCCAGAAUUCCGUAAAAAGAAAGGUGAUUUUUUUAAAACUAGUAGAUAGAUGAAAGGAAGAUACCAUUUCGACAGAAAUUUUUUGCACAAAACGCUUACAUCUUUCCUUUUGCCUCGAUAUUUCCGAGUGUGUUUCCAAAGUCCGAAUUGCGAUACGUUCUACGCACAUCAUUCUUUCCAUAGGCGUUCUGAUCAUUCUAUUUUUGCUAUGAAUCUUACAUAAAACAUAUUACUACUAUUUUAUCAAAAAAAAAACCUAAAUAUAUAUAUACAGUAUAUUUAUCAAAGAUAUCAUGAUGCAGUUUCCUAUCCAGAUCCCUGUGUGUGAAUUUGCCUCCAUUUUGAUGCUAGGCGUGUUUGUUACAUUCUUAAUCAUUGUUUUCUCAGUCCACACUGUUUAGCGCAAGUUUAAAGAGGCCUACGGACGUCAAAACUGUUCAUUUGGUUUACUGUAUAUCUUGGUUUUGAAGAAUGCUAAUGAAAAUCUAUGGCCGUUCCGAGUUCAUUUGUCAUUCUCUUUUACGUUUUAUAGAGCCAGUUCAAAUUUGCGCCUUGUUGUGGUACGUCUUCAUCAACCAAUCUUAUUCAUCAACGUCCAAAUUAUAAUCCAUGUUCCCUAUAUAAACUUAUCUUGUGACACUUUUGUAUUAUUUCAAUUUCGAGUCUUGGCCAUUCUGAUCUUGAAGGGGGGAAAAAUAUAUAUGUUUCAAUCAUAA
Daphnia magna is the source of this 4872-nucleotide messenger RNA. It is a transcript of the gene Epac, whose product is annotated as rap guanine nucleotide exchange factor 4. The transcript has 18 exons. Gene Ontology annotation, molecular function: guanyl-nucleotide exchange factor activity. NCBI's taxonomy places the organism in Eukaryota, Metazoa, Arthropoda, Branchiopoda, Diplostraca, Daphniidae. The coding region runs from base 203 to 4105 and encodes 1300 amino acids. Gene Ontology annotation, cellular component: plasma membrane. Gene Ontology annotation, biological process: positive regulation of GTPase activity; Ras protein signal transduction. The record is from RefSeq and is a predicted model, not a curated record.